Messenger RNA from Myzus persicae (green peach aphid), 913 nucleotides. RefSeq lists its product as uncharacterized. The coding region runs from base 64 to 870 and encodes 268 amino acids. The transcript has a single exon. The record is from RefSeq and is a predicted model, not a curated record. Lineage: Eukaryota; Metazoa; Arthropoda; Insecta; Hemiptera; Aphididae. Gene Ontology annotation, molecular function: protein dimerization activity.
UUUACAUCUCUUAAUUCAUUUUUUCAAAGUUCUUCUGUCGUUAUAACUCAGUUACAUGAUAAAAUGGUUUCAACUUAUAAAGAUUUACUGUCAAGUUUUAUGAAACAAGAUUAUAUUAACAAAACUCCUAUACAUUUAAUAAAUCCUGAAAAUGUUGACCAAUAUAUCCCUAGUACACAAAUGUACCUUGGUAUAAAAGUAUUAAAAGAAAUUGAAAAACCUAAUAUUAAUAGUAAUAAAGCAUUGUUAAAUGACUUUUAUUGGAGGGCGCAACAAUUCUUAAAAAUUGCAUGUUUACAAAUUAAAAAAAAAUAUGAUUUUAGUAAUCCUUUAAUGUCAAAAAUUAAGUUAAUGGAUCCCAAAGUUGCUACAUCAAAGAUAAGGGAAAACAACAGUACUAUAUUUCCUCUUUUAAAAGUAUUACCUCGAUUAACUGAAUUAAAUGAUGAACUAUUACAGAAUAUUGAUGAUCAAUGGAGAUUAUUGAAUAAUUUUAAAAUUCCAACUGAUAUUUUAAAUAAUUUAGAAGAACCUGAUGUUUUUUGGUUUAAGCUGUCCAACUUGCAGAUGGUUAAUCAAGAUUAUCCAUUUGUACAUUUAGCAAAUUUUGCUCUUGGUGCAUUAUCUCUUCCUCACUCUAAUGCUGAUUGUGAGCGAAUUUUCAGCAAAGUAAAUUUAAUUAAGGUUAAAACCAGGAACCGAUUAAAUACAGAUACAAUCCAAGCAUGCUUGUUUGCCUCACAAGAAAUACAAAUUAAAAAUAAUACUUGUAUUGAUUUUAAACCUUCAAAACAAAUGAUUGAUUCAAUGACAACAAGUAAUCUGUAUGACAAACAUUGUAAUGACGAGUUUUGUUUUGAAGGAGUGUGAUGAUUAAUUAAUUUUUUUUAUUAUAUAAUUAUUAUUAUUGUGA